AUAUUUUCCCACACUCAUUCACACUUAAUGUCAAUUUAGCAUAGCCAGCCAACCUACUAGCAUGUUAUUGAAAGGAGGGUAACCCUUGAGCUGUGAGGUGGAAAUACACUACUUGCUGUGCUACCAUGCCACCUUGUUGUAUGGUCUUAAUAUUAUUUGUGCUGUGCUAUUAAAUGACUAGGCUGGCUGUCUAGCUGUAUAAAUGAAACAUAACGUGAUUCCUGAAUCCACUCACUAGCUCAAAGCAUUAACCACUUAAAGCCCACUGCCACAUUCCUUGAGCUGGUAAUGGUUUGCAUGUUGGGUGAGAAAAUGCAGAGGGUCCAUGAGACUUUUAAUCUCACUAUCACAUUAAAUUAUAGGUUAAUACCAAAAAUAAUAACAUAUUUCACAAAGUGAAAUUAUUCAUCAGUAUUAGUCUGUGCUAAAAUGACUGUGCUGUGCUGUUCAUCAAGGUGUUUGAUGAUUGUAUUCUAUUAAUCUUACCAGUUAAUAGAAUACAAUCAUCAAACACCUUUAUGAUUCAGGCUGUUCCUGAAGCAAAAGGGAGACCCGUCCCUAUACAGAUAAGUGGCUAUCUAUGCAUAAACAUAACAUGUUGAUAAUAUGCACAUUACACUAACACAGCACUAUAUAAUGAUUAAGCAAAUAUGGUCCUUUAUAGAAGCGGCAAUUUGUCUAACAGCUAAUUUCACACUUAGAUGUUUAGUAAUUGCUUAGUCAUUUCAGUCAUGAAAUUAAUUAAAUAGAUUAAUCAAAAUAAAAUAUGUAUACACCAAAUGGCUUGUACAAAACCUGCAAAACUAGUACCCUCGGGUGCAUGAAUAUGAAUAAUUCAUGUGUAUAUGGACUAGAAGAAAUGAACUCCUUUUUUUCCUGAUAUAAACAGCUGUUUAGAAAAAUAGUAUUUUCAUAUAAUUAUCUAAAUUGCACACAGAUACAAUAACACAGAAUACAAACAUUCUAUCUGUAAAUGGAUCUAUAAGGAUUCCAUGGUUGGCAUAGUAACAAGAUGUAUGAGAGAUCCACCAUGUGAUGUGAUGCUCUAUAUGCAAAACCCAGAAGGUGACCAAAUAGCAACAUAAAAAUAACAUCAUUAGUGACUAUACACAGAAUACAUAACUCUCUAGAUUCAUAAAAUGCUGCACUGAGAGUCAGACUGAGCUGGCUGAUGUAGGCUUGAUGAAUCGGACUAGAGGAUGGCAGACUUGUGAUGCAUGAACGCAAUUAAACACCAGCAACAUGAAGCCACGACACAGCUAAAUUAAAUUAAGUGCUGCACAGUGUAGGAGGCAGCUAGUAUGCAAAUUCACUCAUAUUGAAACCACUUUUGAUUGGAUAAAGUGUUGCCAUGGCAACAAGACAAACGGAAAAAAUGGCGUUCCUUCAGUGGAGCUGCCAAGACGUGGCAAAGUGGAUAGAAUCCAUCGGAUAUCCACAGUAUAAGGCAUGCUUUACUGAGAAUUUUAUCACAGGAAAAAAGCUGAUUUAUGUAAACUGCAAUUAUUUGCCACGAUUAGGAAUCACUGACUUUGAACACAUGAAGGCAAUCUCAGCAUGUGUCCGUGAGCUGUUAGGCAUCUCAGAGCCAUUGUGGAAUCGCAGUAUUGCAGACCCACCAAGAGAUGAUAUGGCCAUGUUUUUACAAGUCAGAAGCAGGACUGGAGAAAGAGCUGAUAAUCUUACCUAUGCUCAGUUCCUCAAACAAAUAAGUAAACAGCAAGGUUACAGUAAAGCAGCUGAUGAAUCUCAGUAAAAACAAAUAAUAAAAAGACAUUAAAGCUUUUCUUUUAAUUAUAAUUAGCUUUACAGAUUUGCCUGAGGAGCUUCAUUACUUCUAUUGUUGUUCACAAUUUGAUCUAUCCCUGGUGUGUGAUUGUGGGAAAUAGACUAUGGCAUACUGGGCUUUGCCUUCAUAAUUUAAGCAUUCUUUGCCUUAUGUGUUUUACAGUGAUGGGGAAUUGAAAGUUAUGUAAGGUUUAAUUAGGCCUGUAGUAUGCUUAGACUUACUUAGUGACAUCCUUUUUCAUUAUUUUAUGAGACCCAAAUAUGUACUGUAGCUUUAGAAAUAAUUCAAAAUUAAGCAAGAAAUGUAUAGAUUCCUAGCAAUGCACCACUCUGAAAAUGAGUGUUGGUAUAAGAGCUAAUACUGAUCUGAAACAUUCCACUGGCAUCAGAUUUACAUGUACAUUUCUGGCAUUUAGCAGACACCCUUAUCCAGAGUGACUUACAUUUUUAUUUCGAUUUAUACAACUGAGUAAUUGAGGGAUAAGGGCUUUGUUCAGGGGCCCAGCAGUGGCAACUUGGUGGACCUGGGAUUCAAAUCCAUGACCUUCUGAUCAGUAGUCCAACACCUUAACUGCUGAGCUACCACAUCUUGGAUUGGAUCAGACAUAUUUUGUAGCAUGAGAAUGCAUUAUAUUACACACAACACAGACCUUGCACAUGAACACAGGACACAAAUUGUAUUAAAACUCAACAAUAGUGUACAUAUGCUUGCACAAUUUGGCAACAAAAACUGGAUGAGGGACAGCUUGGUUCUGGUGACCAUUGGAAUUGGUUUAUCUAAUGCUUAUUGCUGCAUGUUUUUAUUUAAGCAAUUUUAUUUAUGAUCACUUAACACCCUUAAAAGAAGUUACAUUAAUAACAAUUAUUUUUCUCUCUCUUUUUUUGGUCUGGAAUAUAACAGUUUUAAACCAAAUAUAAUAUUAAAACUUACAGAAUUAUUACUCAUUAAUGUUUAUGUUAUUAACAAGUCUAAUACGUAGAUUGAAGCCUUGAUAGUGACAUUUAUCUGUUGAUUCAGCUGAGCUAAUAUGCUUAAGUGGUCCCAUUAGUGUUAAAACCUAUAGAGGAAGCGAGAGUGAUGACAUGCCCUUCUGUAAACCUGCAAAGUAAUACUGUGGAUUAGAUGAAUUGCAGCCAGCAACAAUUAAGAUCAUCUUCGGAACGGGGUUUUUCAGUGAUCUCUAAUCUGAAGCCACGCACGUCCAGCUGCGGCUUGCGUUGCGCUGUCAUCAUGUCAGAGAGCGGCGGCGCGCGGAGAAGAGCGCGGAUGUGACACCUGCUCCGCCGCUCCAGACUGACACCACCGGAGGCCAUAUUUGGGGCGGGUGAGCCAAGAGAUGCUAAAAAACAUCUGCCCUGGCCUGCUGAGAUGCGAUCCCAGUUCAAGACCAGUCGCGCUGUGUGUUUGCUAUCGGCGGCCACUGAGACAUUUCCAGUACGUAAAGCCGUAAUGCGGACACGCACAGAGAGACAGAGAGACAUCCGCAUGUGAGGAUUUCACAGAGGCUGCUUGGAGCUGGACGUCUGUUACUCCCGCAGAGAUGGGAUCUCAUUUGCAUUGUUUUAUUUAGUAAUCCCUCGUUCGCUUAUUACGGUCAGAGCUAAAGAAGCCGUGCUCAGAGGAACUGGGCGAUCAUGCUGUAACGGGAAUAAGCGGGAUUUGUUGGGAACAGGGGCGGUGUGCCGCACGAAGCAAGGCUCAAAUCUACACAAGGGGUGGUAUUACAACAGUGAACCCAGAUGGAGACCAUUUUUGUUUAUUUGAUGGUCAUGAUCAUGGCAGUAAAAGCCCAGAAGAUCCAAAUAUGUCCCAAACGUUGUAUUUGCCAAGUGCUGCCUCCCAACUUAGCCACCUUAUGUGACAAAAAGGGGCUGCUUUUUGUUCCCCCAGACAUUGACAGACACACAGUAGAACUGAGACUUGGUGACAAUUUUAUCACAACUGUCAAACGGAAGGACUUUGCCAACAUGACCAAGCUUGUAGACUUGACACUUUCCAGGAACACAAUAGGCUCUAUCACACCUCACGCUUUCAAUGAUCUGGAGAAUUUGCGUGCCCUGCACUUGGACAGUAACCGUCUGAUACGAAUCACAAAUGACACCUUUAGCGGCAUGUCAAAGCUUCAUCAUCUCAUUCUGAACAACAACCAGCUCACAUAUAUUCACAUAGGAGCCUUUAACGACCUCCUGGCCCUCGAAGAGCUUGAUCUUUCCUACAAUAAUCUAGAAAGUGCACCAUGGGUGGCCAUCCAGCACAUGAUUAGUCUGCACACCUUAAGUCUGGACCACAACAUGAUAGACUAUAUACCUGAGGGCACAUUUUCAGGCCUCAUGAAACUCAAACGUUUGGAUGUCACUUCCAACAAGCUUCAGAAGCUUCCACCUGAUCCAGUCUUCCAGCGUGCAGGUGUUUUGGCCACAUCAGGUGUUUUGGGUCCAUCAUCAUUUGCAUUGAGCUUUGGGGGGAACCCAUUACGCUGCAACUGUGAGUUGCUAUGGCUGAGGAGACUACGGCGUGAGGAUGACCUGGAGACUUGCGCUGCUCCACAGCACCUCUCUGGACGUUACUUCUGGACAGUGUCUGAAGAGGAGUUCCUGUGUGAGCCUCCCCUCAUCACACGUCAUUCCCAGGAGACCCGGGCAUUAGAAGGCCAACAUGUUACUUUGCGCUGUAAAGCACGGGGUGACCCAGACCCUGUUAUUCACUGGAUUGCCCCUGAUGGUAGACUAGUGUCUAACUCAACCCGAACAGUUGUGCACACUGAUGGGACACUAGAUAUCCUCAUAAGCACAGUGAAAGACUCUGGAUCGUUCACAUGUGUGGCAUCCAAUCCUUCAGGAGAAGCACAGCAGACUGUUCAGCUAUUUAUUAUCAAACUGCCACAUUUUACUAAUGAUACAAGCUUAGUACAGGAGCCAGACCCUGGAUCCUCAGAUAUUGCUACAUCCACCAAAUCAGGUGGAGAUAGUGGCACUGCCAUUAGCAGCACCAAAGCUGGGCAGGAAAAACGGGUGCUGAUUUCUGAAAUUACAUCCUCCUCUGCUCUGGUGAAAUUUAACUUACAACGGAAUAUACCAGGGAUUCGUAUGUUCCAAAUCCAGUACAAUGGCACCUAUGAUGACUCGCUAGUCUACAGAAUGAUCCCCCCAACCAGUAAAAACAUCCUGGUGAACAACUUGGCAGCUGGGACAUCGUAUGACCUCUGUGUGCUUGCGAUUUACGAUGACGCUAUGACCACGCUGACGGCUACCCGUGUGGUGGGGUGUGUUCACUUUGCAACAGAGCCCCAGUACCUCCGAUGCCACUUCAUGCAAUCACAGUUCCUUGGAGGUACCAUUGUUGUCAUCAUUGGAGGUGUCAUUGUGGCCUCAGUCUUGUCUUUCAUCAUCUUCCUUAUUGUACGUUAUCGAGUGUGCAACCAGGAGGGAGAGGACAAGGGAGUAGAGUUAGGAGAAGUUUGUUCUCAAUCCAGGAGUGAGCAGCUGCAGGUUUGUGGAAUCAUCAAGUCUAUGUCUAAACAGGUCCUGGGUGUGGAGAUGGAUGCAUGUCGGAAAGUUUCCCCACAGCUGGAGUCAGUGCCCACAUUGGGAACUACACCUGGGCCAUUGCCCUCUAAACCUGCCCUUCCUGACUGCACCGUUACUACCUCUGCUGCCAGUCACAGCUGGCAUCCUGCCUCCCCCAACACCCAGCGUCCCAUGCAUGCUGCCUCACACAAACCUACAGGCCCUCAAAAACCAGACACACAAAUCAGUGUGGAGCUUGACAACACCAACAAAAACAACUCAGCCAAGGCACGUCCAAAAUCUGCCCAAAUACGGGUCUAUUCCACCACAGUGAUUCCAGUGUCCAAAAAGGUACAGCUAGAGUCCUCACGCUACAUGACUGUUCCAGUGGGAUGUAUGAGAGUGAGUCGCAGACACUCUUUAAACGUAGACUCCUGUAAGCAAAACAGCUAUGGGAGUUUCCCACAGCAGACUGGCAGCCUUCGGUCUAAACGCAGUCUGUCCAUGAGUGGUGGAGAUCUUCCACAGCUGGAUGUUUCAGCCAAAAUCCAUGGAAAAGACUCACUGUCAAGGUCAGAAUGGGUUCUAGAAAGCACACUUUAAUUAGGUUUUUUACAACCUUAUCACACUGGUUUUUGGUAGACUUACAGACCAUUUUAUUAUUAUAUUUAUUAUAGGUCAGAUGAAAAACUCAAAUCUUUUAAAAGUAUCUGGUUUUUGUCUUGGACAUGACACUCUUACAUAGCAGGGGGAAAGGCAACAGGCUGAUCAAUGUCUUUUUUUUUUUUUUAAGUACAAAAAAAAUACCAUUUUCUGCAUAUACUAAAUAAUGCAGUUGACAUGUAUAUUACUUUGUUAUAUGGAGUAAUCCAUACAGUACAUCCUGUAUAAACAUGUUAUGUUGUGUAAAAUAAAAUGUGAAAAGCCCCUUGGUUUUCAUCUGAUAUUUAAAACAAGCUUGCCAAUAUAACUAACCUGAGAUGUGAUCAUUAGUAAGAACUAAUAGGCAGCACAUUUAGUGGAUAUAAAUAUUUAUUUGCUAAAAAUCACCCUGUAAUCAAUAUUGUUCCUGUUUAUGCUCCAUUAUCAGUGUACUGAGAUAAGUGUAAUGGUUCCUGCCCUUUGAUCUAAAGCCAUCCAAACGUACAGGACAAUACGAUAUGACAGUUUUAAUCGCGG
Messenger RNA from Tachysurus fulvidraco (yellow catfish), 6474 nucleotides. RefSeq names its product leucine rich repeat and fibronectin type III domain containing 5b (gene lrfn5b). Gene Ontology annotation, molecular function: protein binding. Lineage: Eukaryota; Metazoa; Chordata; Actinopteri; Siluriformes; Bagridae. The record is from RefSeq and is a predicted model, not a curated record. The transcript is spliced from 7 exons. Bases 3529 to 5898 code for a protein of 789 amino acids.